Chanos chanos (milkfish) is the source of this 4398-nucleotide messenger RNA. RefSeq names its product anoctamin 2a (gene ano2a). NCBI's taxonomy places the organism in Eukaryota, Metazoa, Chordata, Actinopteri, Gonorynchiformes, Chanidae. Gene Ontology annotation, molecular function: protein dimerization activity; intracellularly calcium-gated chloride channel activity. The coding region runs from base 1 to 4398 and encodes 1465 amino acids. The transcript is spliced from 29 exons. Gene Ontology annotation, biological process: chloride transmembrane transport. The record is from RefSeq and is a predicted model, not a curated record. Gene Ontology annotation, cellular component: plasma membrane.
AUGGCUGUGAAUAGGUCUCUGUCUGCUACCGAAACAUGGAAUGGAGCGGCUGACCGUGUGUGUGAAUCUUCCUCCAAACUGCGCAGUGUGGCACAUGAGCUGUCUCAGCUCAGUCUGGAUGCUGGCGCACACGCGGCCGACCCUGCUGAGGAAACGGACCCUAACCUGAACCCUGGCCCAGACCUGAGUGCUGGACUCUGCUUUGCGGAUGGCAGAAGGAGAGUGGACUAUGUGUUGGUUUAUCACUGCAAGAGACGCCACUCUCAGCCUCGCCUCUCCAUCAUCUCCAAUGGCAGUGUGCCCUCCCCCAGCCCCACCCCUGCCCGCAGAAACACUCAGGCUGAGGUGGAGGGGGAGGGGCUUGAGCUGGGGCAGAAGGAGGGGCCUGGGGAGGGAAUGAAAGCUCUGAUCAGAGAGGAGUUUGAGAGAGGUCUUCAAGAAGAAGGACUGGAGAUUGAACGCGACAAAGAGCUGAGGUCCGUCAGAUUUACUCGACUUCAUGUUCCAUGGUCUGUCCUCAGCAGGGAAGCUGAGUUGCUCAAAAUCAGAGUUCCUACUAAGAAGAGCUAUGAGCUGAAGCAGAAGACAGGUGUUGCCGGGGCGAUAGGUUCAUUCUGGGAAAAACUCAAUCAGCCAUUUCAGCCUGGAGUCCCCCCCACACACACACACACCAGAGUCCUCUCUCAGCCGUUCAGCAGGGACAAACUUCAUCUGUUUGAUAUUAAGUCGAGGAGCAACCUGUUUGACAGUGCAACACGAGGCAGAAUUGUGUGUGAGAUUCUCCGGCGUACGGCUUGCACACAGACAUGCCAGACUAUGGGCAUUGCGUCAUUACUAGCAAAGGGAGUUUAUGACUCUGCCUUCCCACUCCAUGAUGGUGACUUUAACAGCUCGGAUAAUAAAGAGCAGCGCAAUGACCGACAGCUUUUACAUGAAGAGUGGGCCAAUUAUGGAGUUUUCUUCAAAUACCAGCCAGUGGAUCUCAUCAGGAGAUAUUUCGGCGAACAGAUAGGUCUGUACUUUGCCUGGUUGGGGGUUUACACUCAGCUCCUGAUCCCUGCUUCUGUUCUGGGAGUGCUGGUCUUCCUGUAUGGCUUCCUCACGGUGGACACCAACGUGCCUAGUCAGGAGCUAUGUGACAAGCAAUUGAACUUUACCAUGUGUCCCCUGUGUGACCGUGUAUGUGACUAUUGGCAGUUGAGCAGUGUGUGUAGCACAGCACGUGCCAGCUACCUGUUUGACAACCACGCCACUGUUGCGUUUGCUAUCUUUAUGUCCCUGUGGGCUGCUGUGUUUCUAGAGCAUUGGAAGAGGAGACAGAGAUGUCUGCAACACAGCUGGGACCUGACCAGCAUGGAAGAUGACGAGGCUAGAGCUGAGGAUGAGCUGCGACCAGCAUAUGAGGAUUUUCUCCUCCAGAAACGACAGAAGAGGAGCAAAAACAAGAAGAAGAAUGAGCCGGAUGGAGGCGCAGAUGACCGAGGCAAGGAGAGGCUGCUCUCAGCUAAAGGAGUCCAGUCACAGCUCCUCUCAGAGUCUCUGACGUGGAGGGACAGAUUUCCAGGAUACUGUAUAAAUGUUUCCUCUAUCCUUCUCAUGAUUGGUCUGACAUUCUCCGCUGUGUCUGGGGUCAUUCUGUAUCGCAUUAUCAUGUUCGCUGUUAUGUCGAUGAACCCUGACCACGAGGCCAAAGCCAACGUUCGUUUUACCAUCACCACCACAGCUGUCGUCAUCAACCUGCUGGUCGUACUGGUGUUGGAUGAGAUUUACGGAGCCGUUGCAGCUUGGAUCACCGAGCUGGAGAUUCCAAAGACAGAGGCGGCGUUUGAGGAGCAUCUGAUCCUGAAGGCCUUUCUGCUUAAGAGCAUGAAUUCUUUUGCUCCGGUCUUCUAUGUUGCCUUCUUUAAAGGCCGGUUUGCAGGUCGUCCAGGCGAUUAUGUUUAUGUCUUCAAAGAUUUUCGCAUGGAGGAGUGCGCACCUGGAGGAUGUCUUAUUGAAGUGUGUAUUCAGCUGGGCAUCAUUAUGCUGGGGAAACAACUCAUUCAGAACAAUGUGUUUGAAAUUGCCAUACCGAAGCUUAAGAAGAUGUACCGAGCGUAUAAAGAGGAGAAGGAGGGGGAGGUGGAGGUGACCGUGGAGGAGGGGGGGCGAGAGCGGCAGCGGUGGGAGAAAGAUUAUGAUUUGGAGCCGUAUGAAGGCCUUAGCCCCGAGUACAUGGAGAUGAUAAUCCAGUAUGGGUUUGUGACCUUGUUUGUGGCAUCCUUCCCAUUGGCUCCUGUCUUUGCUCUCCUGAAUAACGUCAUUGAGAUUCGGCUCGAUGCUGCAAAGUUUGUCACUGAGAUCCGAAGACCAGACGCUGUGCGGGCCAAGGAGAUUGGGAUAUGGUAUGACAUCCUGAGUGGCAUCAGCAAGUUUGCUGUCAUCACCAAUGCAUUUGUUAUCUCCUUUACAUCUGAGUUCAUUCCACGGUUGGUUUAUCAGUAUUUGUACAGUGAGACUGGAACCAUGCAUGGUUAUGUCAACCACACACUGGCUUAUUUCAACACCAGCAACUUCAAACCAGGCACUGCCCCCAAUGACACUGUGUUUGAUCGAGAGCUGCGCAUCUGCAGAUAUAAGGAUUACAGAGAUCCUCCGUGGUCUCCUGAGUCUUAUCAGUUGUCUAAGCAGUACUGGUCAGUGCUGGCUGCACGCUUGGCUUUUGUCAUCUUUUUCCAGAACUUUGCCAUGUUUCUCAGCAGGCUGGUAGCCUGGCUGAUUCCUGACGUGCCGCGGUCUCUGAAGGAGGAACUAAAGCGGGAGAAAGCUCUGCUGCUGGACCUCCUGCUGAGUGAGGAGAGGAGGCAAUGUGGCCAAUCACAGCAGCCCAGCAGCACCAACCUCAUCGUCAGGGGCCCAGGGGAUGAGGACCCUCGGCCCUUGGACGACAGCGCUGCAGCACAGAGCAACACCUCUGACCAGCAAGACAGCCAAUCAGAUGACAAACCUGACAGCCAGUCAUCCACUAAAUCAGGGAACCAAUCAGAGGAGGAGGAGGGGAAAAAAGAGGGAGAGGGUGUAGAUUCAGCCCCUGCAGACACGCCCAGUAAGCCCAAUGCUGAUAUGCACACACCGGAGGAGCAUGUCACACCCAUCUUCCCAAACUCUGCUUCUCAGUGCCGUGAAUUCGUCUUGGAUGGACCUCCACCACGUGAUCCUGACCGCAAGGUCAAAGGUCGUUGUCGGACUCUUCCACCCAGACAGUCAGGCCUGAGCUCCCCCAAAACCAGUCAUUCUACUAGUUACACACACCUCACACAGCCACGUCCACCAUCCAAACCUGAGCUCAGCCAAUCAGCAGUGCUGCCACGUCCCCCAUCCAAACCUGAGCUCAGCCAAUCAGCAGUGCUGUCACGUCCACCAUCCAAACCUGAGCUCAGCCAAUCAGCAGUGCUGCCACGUCCACCAUCCAAACCUGAGCUCAGCCAAUCAGCAGUGCUGCCGCGUCCCCCAUCCAAACCUGAGCUCAGCCAAUCAGCAGUGCUGCCACAUCCACCAUCCAAACCUGAGCUCAGCCAAUCAGCAGUGCUGCCACGUCCACCAUCCAAACCUGAGCUCAGCCAAUCAGCAGUGCUGUCACGUCCCCCAUCCAAACCUGAGCUCAGCCAAUCAGCAGUGCUGCCACAUCCACCAUCCAAACCUGAGCUCAGCCAAUCAGCAGUGCUGCCACGUCCACCAUCCAAACCUGAGCUUAGCCAAUCGGGAGUUUUGCCCCGCCCACCGUCAAAACCUGACAUUUUAGGGAAUGUGAGAGGCUCUCACACUUGUGAGUCUGACUUUAAGGUCAAAGGUCGCUGCCGAACCCUACCACCAAGACAAAAGGAGCAGCGGAAGCAGGAGGAGGAGUCCAAGCGGCUGGCCAACAAAUUGACUCAGUUGCAAGUAGGACAGCUCACAAAGAAUACCAGAGGCAAAAAGAAAGAGGAGCACAUCCAAGCACCUGUAGUGACAGCUAUACCACAAGUGCCAUCACCGCCUCAGACGCCCCCUGCUCCAGUGCUAAAUCAGCAGCAGCCAAUGCCACCGACACACAUGUAUCAACCUUCUACAGCCAUAAACCCAGCCAUGGCCUUACCAUCAGCCACACUCAUAAUCCAAGUGCACGUGAAUUCACCCCCUAUGGUUACAAGCCGUCAAGAGGACGGGGAAAACGACAAAGAGGAGGAUACAGAGGCCCGACACAAACGACAGCUGGGUACCCUCCACAGAACCAAGCAUACCCCCCACAGAACCAACAACCAGGACCACAGCCGUAUAAUGCCUGGCAAGCACAGCAGGGGCCAGCACAGCCUGGACAACAGCAGCCACAAGCCCCCACUCAAACAAGCAACGAAUUGUGUUGGGGAUGUAACCAAGUAG